AUGGCACCUAUUACCUGCAAAGUUGUCGAUGCCCAUGGCCAUGGAGUCCAGGGAGUUCGUGUUACUCUGGAUUGUCGCAACCGAUUUCGCAACCAUACUAUGAAGCUAGAAUCGCUCACCGAUGCUCAAGGUGGUAUUAGCUUCUGGUAUCCAUCUCCCGUAUCUCAUGACUUUUCCGCUCUCGAGCCGCAGAUUGUGGAUGCCGUCGUGAUCCCUUACGUGGCUUUGACUUUUUAUCCUCGCCCUCAGCUCGUGGCCCCACAAGGCCCAUGGCUGGGCAUUCGCGCCGAUCUCUUCCUUCCAAGCAUGACUAGCCAUGGGGUUGUGCUACAUCUCGAAGAAAGCCCGCGCCUGGAGUACACACCCUACCCGGUUUCAGGUCCCAUAGGCCGACUAAUGGCCUCCCCACAAGCAUUGGACAUUCUUAGAACACCGUCUCCACUUCAGCUCCCGCCACCGCUU
Molecule: messenger RNA, 462 nt
Organism: Trichoderma asperellum CBS 433.97
Lineage: Eukaryota; Fungi; Ascomycota; Sordariomycetes; Hypocreales; Hypocreaceae
Source: RefSeq, a predicted model, not a curated record